Messenger RNA from Fusarium vanettenii 77-13-4, 342 nucleotides. RefSeq lists its product as uncharacterized. The transcript has 2 exons. Bases 1 to 342 code for a protein of 113 amino acids. NCBI's taxonomy places the organism in Eukaryota, Fungi, Ascomycota, Sordariomycetes, Hypocreales, Nectriaceae. The record is from RefSeq and is a predicted model, not a curated record.
AUGCCUCAACUUAAAUCAUUCGAAAUCUCAACAUCAAUCAUCACAUCUAUUCAGUUCAUUGUGCUCCGACAACCUGUCCAUCAAACAAUCAAAUUUUCCACGCUCAUAGGCAACCCAGGCCUCAAGCCCAAGAUGAAGCCCCAAGCUCUUGUUGCUGCUGCUCUUCCAGUGGUGGCCAUGGCAGCCGGCCACCCUCCAGGCGACAAGGAAAAGUGUGGACGCCUUGCUGUCAAGGAAUGGGACCCCAAGAACUUGCCCAAAGGCUACAAGCUAGAGGACAUCAAGAAGUGUGCUGAACAUCCUCUGGAACCUGGUUACUAUUGGGGCUUUGGCGAGCAUUAA